GAAGAAAACUUUACCGAGGAGCUACGGAGAGCUUGCGCGCUUGGAAAGGGGCUAAGGAGCAGGGUAGGGAGGGAAAAGAGGCCGGCGGUGUUCAGGCAUCACCACUGGCAGCCGCAGGGUCCCGGGAGGCGCGGUGGGGAGGUGGGGCUUGCUGCGGGCAGGGACGUGGCCGGAGCAGCCGUUCGGGAGCGUGUGUGGAGCCGUGUUGACUGCUGAGCCAGCGUCGACACUGCCGCCAUGCCCGGGCCCAACCCCAGCGCUACGAGCGUCGGUUCCUCCGGCCGCUCCCCUAGCAAGGCCGUGGCUCCUCGUGCCGCGGGCUCCACUGUCCGGCAGAGGAAAAAUGCCAGCUGCGGGACAAGAAGUGCAGGCCGUGCCACAUCCACAGGCACUGGUGGGAUGUGGCGAUUCUACACUGAGGACUCUCCAGGGCUCAAAGUGAAAUGUUUCCUGAAACACUGUUCUUCCUCUUCCUGAUAACCACUGAGCAAAGAGUUUGUUCUGUUUCCCAGUAUUAGUCUGUGUCUGCCUGCAGGUUCCUGCUUCUUUGUAGAGUUUGAAGUCACUUCUGCUGAACUUUUCUUUGUUAUACACUUGUAAAAUCAUUUGGUACCUGAGUUAUGACUCCUGAAACUUUCUCUUGAUUUUUGCCCUUGAGUGUCUUUAUUGGGUUUGGUUGGGUUUUGUUGCUGUUGCUGGUUUUAACAACCUUUAUCCUAGAUCAUACAACUGCAGUCAGCAUAACUUAUAAAAGUUUGAUUUGUGAUCUUCUCAUUUACUCUGCUUGAGUUUCCUCCAUAUUAGGGAGUGUACAGUUCUCAUCCUUUGCAAAGCCCAGCCAGAUUUUUUCCAAGUGAAAAAAUAUUGCUUCAGCUAAUGUAUUGCUCUUCUGAGCUCUCCGAGGAGAGGAGGGUGUAGUGGAGACACCAGGAUUGUAUUUUUUUUGGGUCUAUGACAGAGGAAGAGCAUGGAAGUAGGUACAGAAUAGCCAUCAAACUCACUGGGGCAUUAUAAAUAUUCUCUCUGCGUUUCAAUGUAAAACUGAGACAGUUCAAUGUACUUGCAAGUUCCUCCUCUGCUGAAACUAGGCUGUGGUCUCCCUCAUCUCCAGACAGUACCUUUUGCAAGGGAGUGUGUGUGGGACUUUCUCAGGCUUUCCAGUUACGUCUGUUCUGCCUUACAUUAAUAGUCAUUGAACCACAGAAAGACUGACUUGGCUUCCUUCACACUCUUGUUGUAAAUCAAGCAGAGCUGGGACUUGUGUCUGGUUCUCUCAUAUACUACAUGAAUUUCCCUGACAAGCAAAUUACGAUUAUCCUGGCAUUCUUCCUAGUUUUGACCCAAGUUUGUGCCUCUCCUUGUUGAUGCUGCCUUAUUUUCACCAAAGCUUGUAUUUGGCUAAUGAAUAUUUUUAACAGUAACAGAAAUAACAAUUAUUGUGUAGCCACACAACUAAGAAUCCUAGAAUCUUAAUUGGGAUGGUUAUU
Molecule: messenger RNA, 1487 nt
Organism: Neopsephotus bourkii (Bourke's parrot)
Lineage: Eukaryota; Metazoa; Chordata; Aves; Psittaciformes; Psittacidae
Gene: SEC61B
Product: SEC61 translocon subunit beta
Exons: 4
Coding region: 238-477 (79 amino acids)
Biological process (GO): intracellular protein transport
Cellular component (GO): Sec61 translocon complex
Source: RefSeq, a predicted model, not a curated record